Molecule: messenger RNA, 1413 nt
Organism: Marchantia polymorpha subsp. ruderalis
Lineage: Eukaryota; Viridiplantae; Streptophyta; Marchantiopsida; Marchantiales; Marchantiaceae
Source: the annotation of a GenBank genome assembly
GCAUCUGUUGAGACUUCGGAGAAUGCUCGCCUUCUGCAAAGCAACAGUUUACAGGAGUUUGUGCAUCCAGUAAUAAACUGUGGUGCUAACAUACUUGAACGGGUGGGCAUGUCACUGUUCCAAAUACUUGAUCCCAGCUUAUGGCAAUUUCUUUGAGUAUCAUUCAAUGUCAUAAUGUAGACUUUUGUUCUAGCUAUAAGUUCUUGUUCGAGCGCCUUUGUUUCAUAAUUAAGAUCGAUUAGAUGACAGGAAAGUCUUCCACGAAGCUGCUUUCAAGACAAUUCAGUUUCACUAAAAACUUCCUUCGUGAUUAUAGCUGUUUGCAGCUUUUGGUGCAUCAAGUGAACACAUCAGAUUCUCACCAAUACGUCAUAUAGUUUGCCACUGGUGCCCUGAAAGAUACAAGUUAGGAAGGAGUUGAUAUUUAGACGCACUCUUGAUAUCUUGACUAGCUGUGACCAACCUCCGGCAGCAGGUUGUGUGUGGCUCAUGUAAGCCUUAACUCAUGACUGCCCAUCCAAUAUGUGUCAAAGCUGACAGUCACAGAAACUGCGGAUGCUAUGACAGUUUUUUGAUGCAAGAUUUUGGAGAUCAGAUUUUAAAAGCAGCUGUAGAUUAUUCUCAAAUCUGAUUAUUUUCGACGUCCUUUCUCUCUUAGCCACUAUUCUUUCCGCUAGCUUUUCCUAACUCCACAGGGAGCGAUUGAAAUAGGUCAUUGCUUCAUAUUACGGACCUGACGGCAUAGGAACGAGCACCUUUCUGGAGAUAAUAGAAAAUGUAUGGCCCUUGGUCAUGUUCAAGCAACAACACUGUGACCUGCAGGAAAAUUUCAUAGGAGUUCAACUCAAAGGUCUCGAUUGUGGGCCACUAGCGUACUUGAUGAUCACGUCAAAAACGGUAUGGACAUGGUCAUUGAUUCUGCUAGUCGCUUGCAAUCGAGUCCAUUCACGAACCUUGUUGGCUGCAGAUUAUAUUCUUCUGGUGACGUUACUUGUCAUGAAUUUGGAGAGAAGUUUGAUGAGCUCAUUCAUGAAGUAUGCUCGUUGCUUGCAAGGAAUCCAGAGACAUGAGAAGUUUCAGAGCAGAAGACACUGGAGUAGCGUCGCAGGGCAAAAGCGUAUCUAAUAUCAGCUUCGGGACGACAUAAGGAAACACUAAGCUCGGAAUUAGAUUUCUUGGUCCCAUAAGAAAGCGUUGCACACAAGCCAGUAGUGCAGCGUCUAGUACUAAGAGGUCAGCUUACAGUCUGAGUGGGUGGGGUCAGCAUGCAAACUACUGCCUUCCGUAACAAUAGAAUCCUGCAUUAUUUGAACUUGCUUGCAAAGCAGCUUGAAUUUGUUCUACUUCUCGCUGCUGAUGAUUCCAAAAUAUAUUUCAUACUUGGAAUGCGCGAAUCAAAUCAUGUACAUUACA